UCUAGCCCUUUGCUCCUAUUCUUUCUCUGCGCUUUCUGUCUUACUGGAUCUUUGGAAGGCGGUGAGCUGUGAUCAUUUCUCUAUUAUCUGAUUUUCUUUUCACACUUCUUUCUACCUUUCAUUAUGCCACACGAAGAUGACGUCCCCGAUAUCCCUGAAGAGGCUCCCCUUGAGACCGACCUCUAUGAGACCUUAGGGGUUCAAGGGGAUGCGACAGCAGAUCAGAUCAAAUCCGCGUACAGGAAGCUGGCGUUGAAGCAUCAUCCCGACAAGGCGCCGGAGGAUCAAAAAGAAGAAGCAAACAAGAAGUUCCAGCAGAUCGCCUUCGCCUAUGCGAUUCUGUCCGACGAGCGCCGCCGCCGCCGAUUCGACCUGACAGGGAGCACCGCCGAGGCAGUGGACGAGGAUGACGACUUCAACUGGACAGACUUCUAUCGUGAACAAUUUUCAAGUGCAAUCGAUGUAAAGGCGCUCGACAAAUUCAAGCAGGAGUACCAGGGCUCGGAAGAGGAAGAGAGCGACCUGCUCGCGGCGUUUGAGAAAUACCGAGGCGAUAUGGACAAGAUCUAUGAGUCGGUCAUGUUGUGUAACGUGCUUGAUGACGAUGAACGCUUCCGCGCCCUCAUUGACAAGGCGAUUGCCGAUGGCAAGGUAGAGAAGUACAAGAAGUACUCCGAGGAGCCGGAAAAGAAGCGACAGCAGAGACUCAAACGUGCGCAGAAGGAAGCCAGAGAAGCCGAGGAGGCUGCUAAAGAACUGGAGGAGAAGGACGAAGUCAAGGGGACUACAAAGGCGAAGAAGGGAAAGAAAAAGAAGACCUCUGCUAUGGAUGACAACGAUCUAGUGGCUCUGAUUCAGCAGCGACAGGCUUCCCGUGCCGAGUCAUUCUUUGACCAACUGGAGGCGAAAUAUGCCCCUGGCAAGAAACGAGGGGCGAAGUUUGAGGAGCCUCCCGAAGAAGCUUUUGAAGCCACUGCAGCUCGACGCAGCUCGAAAAAGAAGAGGGCUACAUAGGUGAUGCGCGUGGACCGAACUCUAUUGGCUGAUUUUGCACUUCCUCUUGCUUCUUUUUGUUCGUUGAUACUGUCUAUUGUUUUUCUGGUGCAGGAGUUCUGGGAGACCCCUACGGAUAUUUCUUGGUCCUACUGCUUGUUUUGAUUUUAGGGAACUACAUCGUCAUACAGCGAGAUUCGAACGACCUGGACUUUUCAUGUUACAAGACAUAGGUCAUAAAGACGAAACUAAUGACUCCUUUUUUUUUUUGUGUGUGUGUGGUAAUUCUAUUGAAGGGCAUCUUAACAUUAUGAUUAGCGCACCGUGAAUCCAUUGUUCU
Aspergillus pseudonomiae is the source of this 1333-nucleotide messenger RNA. Its product is annotated as DnaJ domain protein. The transcript has 2 exons. Bases 124 to 1014 code for a protein of 296 amino acids. Gene Ontology annotation, cellular component: cytoplasm; nucleus. NCBI's taxonomy places the organism in Eukaryota, Fungi, Ascomycota, Eurotiomycetes, Eurotiales, Aspergillaceae. The record is from RefSeq and is a predicted model, not a curated record. Gene Ontology annotation, molecular function: heat shock protein binding.